AUGGCUGAUUUUGCAAAGACAAUAUUUGGAUUUAGUUCAUUAAAGAAGGAUGAUGAACAAUCCAAGAUUUUCCCAAAGAAUUUGGCCAAUACUACACCAACAACAGCUAUAACUGAUAAUUCCUUAGUAUAUGGUACAACAUCCAAUAAUAAUGAAGAAUUUACCAAAACUUUCAAACAACAAAAUAAUUUCCAAUUAAAUUCUAAUUUCAACCAAAAUAAUGAAAAUCACAAUCAUCUUCAUAAUGUUCCAACUUUUCAAAGUACUAUCACAUCACCGGAUGGGGAUCCCGUGAUCAUUACCACUGAUGAAACUGGUCAAACAAUGAAUCAAUCAAAUCCCGCACCUAAAGGGAAAUUAAAAGUUACCAUAUUAGAAGCCAAUAAUUUACUUAUUCAUUCUCCAAAUAGUCAACCUUAUGUUGUUUGUACAUUUGAAAGUUCAGAAUUUGUUACCAAUGCUCCAGGAUCAUUUUCAAAAAGUCCAAUGGUCAAGAAUAAUCUUCAUUCUAACCAUACAAAUUCUAAUCCUCGAAAUUUAUAUCAAAGACAAUCAUCAUCAAAUCAUUUAACAAUGUCAGAUUAUUCUGUAGGUGUAACAAAUCCUAUUUGGAAUCAUGAAGCAAUGUUUGAUGUAGUAGGAAAUAAAUCUGAAAUUGACAUUUCUAUUUAUGAUGCUGCUACUGAUGAUUCUUUCUUGGGCCAUGUAAGAAUACAACCUUUCAAUUAUUCUAAUAGAUCAGGCAAUUGGUUCAAUUUAUCAUCUAGAGUCAUUGGUGAAAGAGUAAGUGGAUCAAUCAAAAUCAAAUGGGAAUACACCAGUAUUAUUGCUAAAACUUAUGGACCUGAAGAUUUCGAAAUCUUAAGAUUGUUAGGUAAAGGUACCUUUGGAAGAGUUUAUCAAGUUAAGAAAAAGGACAAUAAUAGAAUUUAUGCCAUGAAAGUUUUGAGUAAGAAAGUGAUCGUUAAAAAGAAAGAAAUUGCCCAUACCAUCGGAGAACGUAAUAUUUUAGUUAGAACUUCAGCUGCUCAAUCACCUUUCAUCGUUGGAUUAAAAUUUUCAUUCCAAACUCCAACAGAUUUAUAUUUAGUCACAGAUUAUAUGAGUGGAGGUGAAUUAUUUUGGCAUUUACAAAAAGAAGGUAGAUUUCCUGAAGACAGAGCUAAAUUUUAUAUUGCUGAAUUAGUUUUGGCUUUAGAACAUUUACAUGACAACGAUAUAGUUUAUAGAGACUUGAAACCGGAAAAUAUCUUGUUGGAUGCCAAUGGUCAUAUUGUAUUAUGUGAUUUCGGAUUAUCAAAAGCAAAUUUAAAUAAUGAUGGUACGACUAACACAUUUUGUGGUACAACUGAAUAUUUGGCUCCAGAAGUAUUAUUGGAUGAAUCAGGUUAUACUAAAAUGGUUGAUUUCUGGUCUUUAGGUGUAUUAAUCUUUGAAAUGUGUUGUGGUUGGUCACCAUUCUAUGCUGAAAAUACUCAACAAAUGUAUAAAAAUAUCGCUUUUGGGAAAGUCAGAUUUCCAAAAGAAAUCUUAAGUCCUGAAGGUAGAUCUUUCGUUAAAGGAUUAUUAAACAGAAAUCCAAAACACAGAUUAGGUUCCAUUAAUGAUGCUAGAGAAUUAAAAGCUCACCCAUUCUUUAAUGACAUUGAUUGGGAAUUAUUAAAGAUAAAAUCCAUCCCCCCACCUUUUAAACCUCAUUUAUCAUCAGAAACUGAUACUUCAAAUUUCGAUCCGGAAUUUACUAAUGAAUCAACUUCAGUAUUGAAAAAACAAAUGGAAUUGGCUUCAACUCCUUUGAGUCCUGGAAUUCAAGCUAAUUUCAAAGGUUUUACUUAUGUUGAUGCAUCAGCAAUGGAUGACCAUUUCGGUAAAUCUCACAGAAUGAACACUUUCAAGAAUCCUGGUUCAUUUAUACCUGGUAAUCCUAAUUUACCACCAGAUGAAGAUGUUAUCGAUGAUGAUCAAAUUGAUGAAGAGGAUGAAGAUGAAAUGGAAAUUGAAGAAGAUGAAGAAUUUAUCAACGGGAGAUUUGAUUUGUAA
This is a messenger RNA of Yamadazyma jaroonii, 2040 nucleotides long. The record is from the annotation of a GenBank genome assembly. Lineage: Eukaryota; Fungi; Ascomycota; Pichiomycetes; Serinales; Debaryomycetaceae.